Messenger RNA from Grammomys surdaster, 736 nucleotides. Its product is annotated as kinesin-like protein KIF23. NCBI's taxonomy places the organism in Eukaryota, Metazoa, Chordata, Mammalia, Rodentia, Muridae. Gene Ontology annotation, molecular function: microtubule binding; ATP binding; ATP hydrolysis activity. The coding region runs from base 52 to 642 and encodes 196 amino acids. Gene Ontology annotation, cellular component: nucleus; kinesin complex; microtubule. The transcript is spliced from 5 exons. The record is from RefSeq and is a predicted model, not a curated record. Gene Ontology annotation, biological process: microtubule-based movement.
UGAUCCUAUGGGGACCACUCUCAUUGAAAUCAGCACAGAAUUCAGUGUCAAAUGGAUUCCCAAGUUAGAGAGAUGGCUCAGCAAUUUAGAGCACUUGUUGGAUCAGGAAGCAUUAACCAGUCCUUGAUGACACUAAGAAUAUGCAUGGAAGUCCUGAGAGAAAACCAGAAAUAUGGAACCAACAAGAUGGUUCCAUAUCGAGAUUCAAAGCUAACCCGACUAUUCAAGAACUACUUCGAUGGGGAGGGGAAGGUUCGGAUGAUCGUGUGUGUGAAUCCAAAGGCUGAAGACUAUGAACAAAGCUUGCAAGUCAUGAAGUUUGCAGAACUAACCCAGGAAGUCGAAGUAGCAAGACCAGUAGACAGGGUGAUAUGUGGCCUGGCACCAGGGAGACGGUACAGAAACCUGCCUCGGGGAGGCCCAGUUGGAGAUGAACCUUUGAUGACUGAAGAUAUUCUACAGAGCUCCCCACCACUGCCCUCAUGCAAACUUUUGGAUGUCAAUGAUGAGGAGACCUUUCCAAACAUGACAGACACUUUGGAGAAACAGCAUCACCAGGGACAACAAUGGAUUGAGGACCUUACUAAGUGCAGAGCUGGUCACAGCUGCUGUGACUUGAGAGGUAGAAACAGGUCUUUGUGACUCCAUCUGUUGAGACACCUCUCAAGGAAGACUUGUUUUCUUGGCUUUGUCGUGGUCUCAAGGAGUUGUUUUUUCUGAACGGCCAGGUUUUGUU